Messenger RNA from Ananas comosus (pineapple), 813 nucleotides. RefSeq lists its product as uncharacterized. The transcript has 4 exons. The coding region runs from base 1 to 813 and encodes 270 amino acids. The record is from RefSeq and is a predicted model, not a curated record. Lineage: Eukaryota; Viridiplantae; Streptophyta; Magnoliopsida; Poales; Bromeliaceae.
AUGGGGGAACCCUCCUCCGACUACGUCGACGACGACGACGACCCACAUGAAACCGGCGACGACACCGAACUCGCCGCCGACUCCUCCUCCUCCUCCUCCUCCUUUAACUCCUCCCCAGUCAUUACCCCUCCCACCUACGUGAACGUGGCCCCGCUCCCGGUGUUCCGCGGGGUGGACCCUGGCGAGUGCCCGGUCGAGCACCUGGCCCGGUUCGACCGGGCGUGCCGCGCCAACAACGCAGCCGACCCGGGCGUCGCGGCGCGCGUCUUCCCGGCCUCCCUCGACGCCGACGCCGCCCUCUGGUACGACCUCGCCGUCGCCCCGCUCCGCCCCGCCCCGUCCUGGCCAGCCGUCCGCUCCGCCUUCCUCCUCGCCUUCCGCCCCCCCGACUUCGCCGAGCGCGCCCGCGCCCAGCUCAUGAGCCUCCGCCAGGGCGAGGCCGAGUCAGCGAGCCGGUACCAUCUACGACUCCAGUGGAUACUGAAGCGGUGGCCGGAGCACGGGAUACCGGAUGCGUUGCUGAAGGGGAUAUUCAUCGACGGGCUGAGGGAGGGCUUUCAGGAGUGGGUCGUGACGCAGAAGCCGGAGACGCUGGCGGAGGCGGUGGGCUUGGCAAUGAGCUGGGAGCGGGCGGAGGGCGUGAGGGAGGCGAGACGGCGUUUGAAUAAGGCGACGGCGGAGGACGGCGGCAACCGCAAGUGUGGGUUCUGCGGCGAAACCGGGCACGAAGAGGGCGCGUGCGAGGUGCGGAGGCGGAUGAGGGAGUUGUGGUUGAGCAGCAAGGACAAUGGCGGCGUUGGUAGUUGCUUGUAA